Molecule: messenger RNA, 3868 nt
Organism: Monodelphis domestica (gray short-tailed opossum)
Lineage: Eukaryota; Metazoa; Chordata; Mammalia; Didelphimorphia; Didelphidae
Gene: ERN2
Product: endoplasmic reticulum to nucleus signaling 2
Biological process (GO): intrinsic apoptotic signaling pathway in response to endoplasmic reticulum stress; protein phosphorylation; IRE1-mediated unfolded protein response
Cellular component (GO): IRE1-TRAF2-ASK1 complex
Molecular function (GO): protein serine/threonine kinase activity; RNA endonuclease activity; ATP binding
Source: RefSeq, a predicted model, not a curated record
GCUCAACGAGAGUCUUGGGGAGCCCUACCGCUGCCUCCCAGCCAACGCGGAUCUCGGUGUCCCCAGGGCGGACCUUUCCACGCCGCACUUCCCCACUUCCACAAACCCCCAGGGCCAGGGCCAUUGGCCUCAGAGCUGGGUCUGGGAGUGGAGGGCGGGCGCUAAAGGCAAGAUCCGCCCCCUUGGAGGUGGCUCUCCUACCACUCUUGCGGCUGGGUCGAGCUCCGGUAGCCCAAAGCACUCCGUGCCCGGUCCUGCCAACACAGCCCUUGGUGGCGGGCAGCAUGCCAGCCUAGCACUUGGGCAGCAGUCGCCAACGUUGCCCGCUGUGCCCAACGCGAUGGAGGGGGCUGGCUUCCUGCUCCGUCUCCUGGCGCUACUCUGGCUGUGCCCGCUGCAGGGGAAGACAGGAAGCACCCCUGAAAGCCUGCUCUUCAUAUCCACUCUGGAUGGGAGUCUGCACGCUGUUAGCAAGAAGACCGGUGACAUCCAAUGGACUCUGAAGGAUGAUCCCAUCAUCCAGGGUCCUGUAUAUGCCACAGAACCAGCCUUCCUCCCUGACCCUAGUGAUGGCAGCUUGUACAUCUUGGGAGAGGAAAGCAAGCAGGGCCUCAUGAAACUCCCAUUCACCAUCCCGGAGCUGGUCCAUGCAUCCCCCUGCCGCAGCUCAGAUGGUGUCCUCUACACAGGAAGGAAGCAAGACACAUGGUUCAUGGUGGACCCCAAGUCAGGCAAGAAACAGACGAUGCUGUCCACAGAGACAUGGGAUGGGCUCUACCCCUCAGCCCCUCUUCUCUACAUUGGCCGCACACAGUAUACGGUCACCAUGUAUGACCCCAGGUCCCAGGCUCUUCGCUGGAACACCACCUACAGAGGCUAUUCCGCACCCCUCCUUGACCACUUGCCUGGCUACCAGGUGGGCCAUUUCACGUGCAGUGGGGAGGGUCUGGUGGUGACCGUGGACAAGCCGAGCGGAGCCGUUCUGUGGACUCGAGACUAUGGCUCACCCGUGGCAGGUAUUUACGCCUGGCACCAAGACAGUCUCCACCGGCUUCCCCACCUCACCAUGGCCCUAGACACCCUGCGCUUCCUCACCCUUCGCUCCAGUCAUAUCCGCCUGAGGCACUGGACCCAGCCACCCAGCAUGGCGAGCAGAGACUUCUCUACACCUGACACCCAGUUGCUGCUGACACUGUACGUGGGGAAGCAUGCGGCCAGUUUCUAUGCCUCCAGUGCGCUGGUCCACGCUGGUGUGGCACUGGUGCCCCGAGGAGUGACCCUGGCCCCAGUGGACGGACCCACCACGGAGGAGGUGACUUUAAGUGACUCGGGAGAGCGUGAGGUCACCCCCAGCACAGCCGUCAGAUAUCCUCCUGGCAGCAUAACUGCUCUCCACAGCUCAUGGCUCCUCAUUGGCCACCAUGAACUUCCUCCCCUCCUCCACACCACCAUGCUGAGGGUCUUCCCCACUUUGGGGUCCAGGACUGUGGCUAAGAUCAGCCCCCCAGAGGGCGCCCCACCCCGCACCCUCUUCCAAGAGCUGCUUAGCCUGAGCCAGGAGGUAACACGGGGUCCAGAAAGGCUGCCAGGGCCCCAGCCUGAGAAGGAACCCCAAGAUCUGUACCCAGGGUCUGGGACUGGAGACAUGGUGGUGGUCGGUCUCACCACCCUCCUGCUCGGGGGCUGGAUCAUCUUCCUGCUACGUCAGCGGAGGCAAGAGAAGCGUCCUGGUCCAUUGGAGAUUGCAAACCCCUGUCCUGCCCGGGACCCUCUCCCCCUGGGGCCAUCCUGGAGCAACCAAGGGGGCUCCUGGAGAUACACCACCAGCUCUCCCUCCCCUGGGGGUCCCUCAGACCCCACCAGGAGGAUCCACCCCACUCAGAGCGCCCUCGAGCCUGGAGACACCGAAGCCCCGGAUGAGGAACUCACUGUGGUGGGAAAGAUCUCCUUCAACCCUAAGGAUGUACUUGGCCGGGGGACAGGUGGCACGUUCGUGUUCAGGGGCCAGUUCGAGGGGCGCGCGGUAGCCGUGAAGCGGCUACUCCGAGAGUGUUUCAGCCUGGUGCAGCGAGAGGUGCAGCUGCUCCAGGAGUCUGACGCCCACCCCGGAGUCCUGCGUUACUUCUGCACGGAACGGGGACCCCAGUUCCACUACAUUGCUUUGGAGCUGUGCACCGCCACCCUGAAAGAGUAUGUUGAGAAUCCUGCCCUGGACCGCUUGGGCCUUGAGCCGGUGACCCUGUUACACCAGCUGACGGCGGGCUUGCUCCACCUACACUCUCUGAACAUAGUCCACCGGGACUUGAAGCCCUGUAACAUCCUCAUCACCGGGCCCGACAGCCAGGGCCGGCGCCGAGCUGUCCUCUCUGACUUUGGCCUCUGCAAGAAACUGCCAGCCGGACGGCACACCUUCAGCCUCUGUUCUGGCAUCCCGGGCACCGAGGGCUGGAUUGCCCCAGAGCUCCUGCAGGACGAGCCCCCCGAAAGCCCUACCUGCGCCGUGGACAUCUUCUCGGCAGGCCUGGUGUUUUACUACGUGCUCUCAGGCGGGGGGCACCCCUUUGGGGACAGCCUGCACCGGCAGGCCAACAUCCUUGCUGGGGCCUCUCACAUGGACCACUUUGAGGAGGAGACCCACGAAAAGGUCAUUGCUAAAGAACUGGUGGAGGCCAUGUUGAGUUCUCAGCCCCAACUUCGGCCUUCAGCCCAGUUUGUGUUGGCCCAUCCCUUCUUUUGGAGCCGAGCCAAGGAACUUCAGUUCUUCCAGGACGUCAGUGACCGAGUGGAGAAGGAGGCCGCGGAGGGACCUUUGGUGACGGCUCUGGAAGCCGGAGGCAGGAUCGUGGUCCGACAGAACUGGCACAGCUGCAUCUCUGGACCACUGCAGUCAGACCUGAGAAAGUUCCGAUCAUACAAAGGGACGUCUGUUCGUGAUCUUCUCCGGGCCAUGAGAAACAAGAGGCACCACUACCAGGAGCUGCCUGCAGAGGUGAGGCAGGCGCUUGGCCAGGUGCCUGAGGAGUUUGUCCAGUACUUCACCUCCCGCUUCCCUCAGCUGCUGCUGCACACACACAAGGCCAUGAGCAGCUGCGCGUCCGAGAGCCUUUUCCAGCCCUACUACAGGACAGCGGGCCCGGGGGAUGACAAAGAAGAGGCCCCGGCCUGCAGAGGAGGUGGCCAGCAGAGGCCCUGACGAGGCCAGCCACAGGAAGGCCAUCUGCCAAGCCAGGGGAUGAGUGCUGCCACAAUGCUGGGACGUCUCACGUAACGCCCUAUGAGCGGAGGACGGCAAGCCAGAAUUCACGCCUCCAUUUUGUAGAUUAGAAGCAAAGGCCCAGAAGGUGCAGGGAGCGAACGUCAGACAACUGAAGACGUGCCAUGCUGCGUCCCAGGCCCGGAGGACAGGCGCCGGGGCCGCCUGCCACAGAUCUGCUCGGUCAGGAAUCCCUGCUCUCCACUUCCGGUCCAGUACAAUCCCAGUGACUCAUGCACACUAAGAGCCCGGCCCCAGGAGGCAGCGGGGCGCCAAGGGACUCGCUGCGCACCGGCCGCCUGGCUGGCCCCUGGACUCGGACCCGAGACUGUCCGCAGCGAGACCUGCUGGGCUUCCCCUGCCUCCCUCCUCAGGGACACUCCUCACACCCCGGAGCACAUCACAUACAGAACCCGAGUACUUGCAAAUUAAUGUUUAAUGUUUAUAAAGCCAAAGGGCUGGGAUGCCCAAGUUCCUUUAAAAAAAAGUUUCUGUACAGUUCAAGGAGAACAAGGAGUCCUAAGGCACACCACCGUGUACAAAUAACUUACACAUGAAACUUCCUUCCCCGAAGAACAGAGACAAGGAAGAAAGCGAGGGUUGCUAUUCCAAGUU